This is a messenger RNA of Magnusiomyces paraingens, 1092 nucleotides long. RefSeq lists its product as uncharacterized. Gene Ontology annotation, cellular component: EARP complex; GARP complex; membrane. The coding region runs from base 1 to 1092 and encodes 363 amino acids. The record is from RefSeq and is a predicted model, not a curated record. The transcript has a single exon. Lineage: Eukaryota; Fungi; Ascomycota; Dipodascomycetes; Dipodascales; Dipodascaceae. Gene Ontology annotation, biological process: endocytic recycling; Golgi organization; Golgi vesicle transport.
AUGGCAUCACCACAACCUUCGCCAACCACAGCCAUCCCACCAGCGUCACCAGCAACCUUGUCUUCAAAAACAGACCGACUAACUUCGCGUGAGGCCUCUGCUGCACGCCGCAACGCGUUGCGAGCAUUUUACAAGCUCUCUGCGGAACCAGCAUCGUCGACUGCAUCAUCAUCAUCAUCAUCAUCAUCAACGGCUCAGACAAUUACAGGAACAACAUUAACCACAGAUUCAUCAGCACUUGCGUCUCCUGCAUCCCCUACAACACCUUUGGAAUCUGUUCCGGAAGGCACUACAUUGUCUGAUCAAAGUGGAGCAAGUGGAGCAAAUGAUCCCUCAGAAAUUGUAGCUGGGCUCUAUACGGCUUAUGAGAAAUAUGUAGCAGGACAACCGGAGUCUUCACCAGAGACAAAGAAAACGGAGGUCAACGGGGUGUAUGUACAACCGAUUGACACGUUUGUUCGGGACCUGAUAGCACGGCACGAUCUCAAGACACUGCUACAGAUUGAAAACGAGCUAGUGGCAGAAAUCCGGACACUGGACAGCGAACAAAAGGCAUUGGUGUAUAAUAACUAUGCGAAACUGACAGCAGCUGGGACUGCUCUUCAUGGGGUAAGCCGGGAACCUAUGGCUGAGACGACGGAAGAAGACGGCGGCGGCGAGAUUGAGUUAGGGAAGGAGGAGGAUGAGGAUGAAGAUAAAGAGCUGAGUAAAUUGGCGGGCAAAAAUGUGAGAGAGAAGAUUGAGCAGGUGGUUAAGGGACUUGGUGACAUUCGUGCGGAAGCGUUAAAGGUGGCUGGUGAAGAAAUUGUUCCGCCUCUCAACCCUGAGGAAGAGUCACCGCUGGUGCAAACUGCCAAAUGGUUAGUGCGCGUACCUAAUGAUUUGCCAAUAGCUGUGGCGUCAGUUUUGGCACGGCCAGCUAAUGAUCCAGAGAGGGCCAAACUGUUGGCACGGGCUGCUGCAGUCAAGGCUCGAGCAUUAACAGCUCUUGAUCAUUUAAUUUCUAAUUCAGGGCCUGGGUUACAGUUUGCAUUUGAUAAGGAUGAGUUGGGUGGAUUACGAAAGAAGAUUGAGAGUAUUUCUAUUAGUUGA